This is a messenger RNA of Anopheles cruzii, 634 nucleotides long. It is a transcript of the gene Pop4, whose product is annotated as ribonuclease P protein subunit p29. The record is from RefSeq and is a predicted model, not a curated record. Gene Ontology annotation, molecular function: ribonuclease P RNA binding. Gene Ontology annotation, cellular component: ribonuclease MRP complex; ribonuclease P complex. Bases 38 to 634 code for a protein of 198 amino acids. The transcript is spliced from 4 exons. NCBI's taxonomy places the organism in Eukaryota, Metazoa, Arthropoda, Insecta, Diptera, Culicidae. Gene Ontology annotation, biological process: tRNA 5'-leader removal; rRNA processing.
UAAAAACAUAAACAAACGAUUCGCUUUUGCCGGCAAAAUGAGCGCUACCUCUUCGUUUGUGGCAAGUUUCGUGCGGCCAGAAAUACGGCCUGAGUCGUACUCUUCCACGAAGGCGUUUGAAAGUUUGCAUCUAGUGAGACAACCCAAAAAGAAAGUACCCAAACCCCAGACCAAACAGAAAAGGAGACUAUCCCGUCGAGAUAUCAAAGAACUAGGGCUUUAUGCGAUACCGCACGAUACGGUCCAAUAUAAGGAUGCUGUGCCCCUGCACGAGCUAUGGUGUGGAUACAUUUCUAGAUUCCUGCAACACCGCACACCGGAAGUAACGGAUUCGCAGUACAACCCACUGGUCGCCAGUCUUUUAAAGGCGGAUUAUCACGGAGCCAAAAUCACGGUCGUCCGGUCGAAGCAGUCGUCGGUCGUCGGUUUGAAAGGGAUCGUCGUCCUGGAUACGAAGGGAACGUUCAAAAUUGUUUCCAAGGACAACAGAGUGCGAACAAUUCCAAAAAACGAUUCAGUCUUUGAAGUACACUCCAAGGACAAGACCAUCACGGUGUUCGGCAAAUAUUUGAACGCUCGGCCAGCGGAGCGUUCUGUGCGGAAGGUAAAAGUUUUCUCCAUCCCCGAUUUAUAG